Aspergillus steynii IBT 23096 is the source of this 1198-nucleotide messenger RNA. Its product is annotated as PaaI family thioesterase. Gene Ontology annotation, molecular function: fatty acyl-CoA hydrolase activity. The record is from RefSeq and is a predicted model, not a curated record. The transcript is spliced from 2 exons. The coding region runs from base 230 to 724 and encodes 164 amino acids. Lineage: Eukaryota; Fungi; Ascomycota; Eurotiomycetes; Eurotiales; Aspergillaceae.
AUGAAUUCCAGCAACAAUUCUCUCGCAACCACAACCACCUUUCAAACCUUCUCCCAUCCUUUGCAGGACGAGAGUUCAGAAAGUAUUCCGUGUCUAGGCCCGGCAUUUCAUGCAUUUAAGUCAUCCGAGAAUCCCUGCAACCAUCUAUCCCCUUAUCAAGUAGUAGAGAAUAUCCACCUCCCUCUCCUUCUCUCACACAUACACCCACAAACAGUCUAACAAUCUAACAAUGACCGACUUACUCCCCGCCACCUCCGACUUCCAAUCGCGCGCCGAAUCCGCCUUUCAAGUCUUAACCACCGCCGCAACCAAGAUAUGGAGCCUCCCCCUCCAACAAUGCAAUCUACGCAUAGAAAGCACCUCCCCCUCCCCCACCCCCUCAAUCACCUUCCGCCUCACCAUAACAGCCGAGAUGCUGAACGGCGGCGGCGCCCUGCACGGCGGGUGCGCGAGCACGCUGAUCGACGACCUGACGACGGUGUUUCUGGCGGCGGUGUCCAGGCCGGGGCUGUAUUCGCAGUAUGGGGUCACGCGGAAUAUUCGGGUUGCGUUCUUUGAACCCCUGGUGAAGGGGGGCGAUGUGAGGGUUGUUUGUGGGAUUGAGCAUGUGGGCAGGAGGUUGGUGUUGCUUGGGGCGAGGGUCUAUGAUGCCAGGGGCAGGAUUUGUGUCAUGGGGGAGAAUGAGAAGGUUAAUACUGAUUCUAAGGUUAAGGCUGCUUUGUGAUUUGGGUUUGGGGGUGGUUCUGGUUCUGUUCUAGUGUGUUGAAUGGGAAUGGGAAUGAUAUUGGUGAUAUCUGGUUCUGUAUGUAGGAGUAUGUAGUCUUUUCUUUUGAGUGUAGUGGCUCGAGUGAACCAUGUCCUGUGCUCAUCAUUUUAACCACUCCACCAAUCUAACUCCUUCCACUCAUAACAACUCUCAGCAAAUAACCAACUAACCAACUAAGCAGAAAUCCUCGUACACCGAACCUGCAACCCCGGAGGCGGCCCAGCAGCAAACAACCCCUCCGGACUCGGCUGAUCCAACACACUCGCCUGCUCCAGCUGAAACCUCUGCACCAGCACCGCAACCUGGCGUUUAAUCAGGGCCAGACCCAAGGGCCUACCCACGCAGCUUCGCGCCCCAUACCCGAACGACAUCAUGCACACGGGGGCCACGGAGCCCCCGAGCGGAUUCUGCACCGGACGCGCCGGAUCCGAG